This is a messenger RNA of Haliotis rufescens (red abalone), 1478 nucleotides long. RefSeq names its product multiple epidermal growth factor-like domains protein 10. Bases 68 to 1204 code for a protein of 378 amino acids. NCBI's taxonomy places the organism in Eukaryota, Metazoa, Mollusca, Gastropoda, Lepetellida, Haliotidae. The transcript is spliced from 6 exons. The record is from RefSeq and is a predicted model, not a curated record.
GGCCACGUUGGUCAGCCUCUGACAGUUAACAAGCUCGAAGUGGAGUCCAUAAGUUUCAGGCAAAAGAAUGGCCGCCGCGCUAAUGAUAUGGAUAGCGUACUUAAUGUUUGCUAUUAGAGCUGGCCCAUGCAAUGAAACAAAUCACUGUUCAGACUGUGACAACACGACGGGAUAUUGCCUCACUGGGUGUCACACUGGGUAUUAUGAUCAGAUAUGCAGCUCAGAGUGCAGUGAUAACUGUAUGAAUCACAAAUGCGUACUUGACAGCAACGGCUUUGGUAACUGCACUGAGGGAUGUAUGUCAGGAUAUCAAGGCUUGGGUUGCAACAUACCAUGUGAUAGUCCAGGAGGCAGCUGUACAGCAUGUCCAGAUGGGUGUAUUGGAGAAUAUUGUCAGCUGGGCUCCUCCUGUGUGUCUGGAUGUGUAGACUCCUCGUACGGGACUGACUGUGUAGAGAGACAUGUUGACCCAUGCAUUGAUAACCAACACUGUUCAGACUGUGCCAACACAACGGGACAUUGCCUCACUGAGUGUGACACGGGGUAUUUUGAUCCGAAAUGCAGAUCAAUUUGCAGUGACAACUGUAAGAAUGAGAAGUGCACUCUUUUAAAUAACAAAACUGGCUCUGGUAACUGCACUGACGGCUGUGUGCCAGGAUAUCAAGGUUUGGAUUGCAACAUAUCAUGUGAUAAUCCAGGAGAUGGAUGCACAACAUGUCCAGGUGGUUGUGAGGAAGGGUAUUGUCAGCUGGGCUCCUUCUGUGUGUCUGGAUGUGUCGACUCCUACUACGGGACUGGUUGUCAUGAGAAACCUGGUGAUAACGGGGGACUGUUUACUGGAGUAGCUAUAGGACUAGCUACAUCAUCUUUCCUAUUCAUUGUUACGAUCUCCCUUGUUGUGUUCUGCCGAUAUUGUCAACGCUCGAGGAGAAACAGUACCAACCAUGCCACUGCUCGUCACCAGAACAAUGCUGUCGAGUACAGGACUGAAGAUGGGUAUUGUGAAAUACGAGAGGAAGACAUCGCCGUUCGUUGUCAACAGCCGAUAAUGAACCAAGGAGAGGAAAACAAUCAAAUCAUGCCUGUUUUAGCAGAUUGUUUUCCUGCUGAAGGUGAAGUCGCAAAUGUAAAUCCUUGUUCAGGACCCAAUGCCUGUGUUCCGUCAGGAGUAGCGGUCUGCUACUUAUCACCAGUUGAUGAUUAACAUAGAUGUAACGGUCAUAUAAUCAUCAAUGUGGCAUUCAUUUCGAACCUAUAUUAAUUCAGCCGCGGCAGAUAUUGCAUGUAUAUUAUUGUCUUCCUCAUAUUCAUCUGUUAGCAUAUUCAUGCAUUAUUCAUAUUCAUCUGACAACAUAUUUUCGUAUUGAUCGUAUUCAUCUGACAAUAUGUAUGUAUGUUUUAUCCAAUAGAUUACAGGUUCGUGUUGUGAUAGCUAACUAAUCAUAUUGUUUUGUAUCUACAUCUUAUUGAUUGUAUAU